This is a messenger RNA of Bursaphelenchus okinawaensis, 2041 nucleotides long. NCBI's taxonomy places the organism in Eukaryota, Metazoa, Nematoda, Chromadorea, Rhabditida, Aphelenchoididae. The record is from the annotation of a GenBank genome assembly.
AUGCGGCUUUCCCUUCCGUUUCGUGUCCAAAAUCGCCACCUGAGCGGGCUGCGGGCCCACGAAAAACCCCUACGGCAAUUGGCAAAACCCCGCUACAAUGGCUCCGUUCUAGUAGAGCCACAGAAGGUGAAAGCAGAAGACGCGGUGAAGACCGUUAAAUCGGGAGACUGGAUUUACCUUCACCAUGCUGCUUCGACGCCCAUAGAUUUGCUGAAUGCGUUAGCCAAACAUGCAAAGAGAAACAACAUCAAGAACAUCACAACGACCAGUGCCUUGAUUAUGGGGAACAAUCCCUUUGCUAAUGAUCCAGAAAUAUACGGUAACUUUAAUUCACUUUGACAUUUUUCAAGAACACAUAAGCAUGAUCUUUAAAUCAUAACUUGAAUUCUUUAGAUUACAUUCGCCCGAAAGUAAUAUUCACCAGUCCGAGUGUUCGAAAGGCCGUGAACCAAGGCAAGGCCGACUACAUUCCCAUCUUCCUCAACGAAUCCGGUAGAAUCUACGACACGAAACGGGUACCUGUAGACGUCGCUUUUCUUAACCUAAGUCCCCCAGACGAAAACGGAUUCUGCAGUUUGGGUGUGAACUGUGAUAUGUCUAGUCCGGCGGCCAGAAACGCCAAAAUCAUUAUAGGUACGUUUUUUUUUCAAAAUACAAACAUAAGAUUUAUAUUUUACAAAAACAAAACUAUAUUUCAAGUGUUACCUAAAAUCUCCUUUUUCAGCUACCAUAAACAAGACUCAACCUCAAACCUUUGGAGACUCUAAAAUCCACAUUUCCCACGUGGAUUAUCUUGUUCCUGAAGCCGAAACUCCAAUUUCAUGUGUGCCAAAAGCAGCGAUCAAAUCUGCAGAAGAAGAAAUCGGUCGGUUAAUCGCUGAGAAUCUGGUCGAAGAUGAAGCUACACUUCAAUUAGGUAAAACUUUCAUUCACAAGGAAAAAUAUUUUUUUCCAGGUUAUUCUAAUUCUAAAAGAACGAAAUGUCAUUUUGAUAAAGUUGCGGCUUGUGGCAUUUCGUUAAGAUCUGCAGACGGAUAAAUCAUUGACAAUUUUUUGUUUCCAAAACGCAAAAAUAGUGCUUUUUACCCGAAUUUACUAAAAUAUUAGGAUACAAUAAUUAUGAUUGAAUUAAUAGUUUAUAGAAUGUUUGUCGUAGAUAAUAUAAUUAACAUUGUUUUAGGUAUCGGCUCGAUUCCUGAUGCCGUUCUCAGCAAGCUCACAACUCACAAGAACCUUGGUGUACAUACGGAGAUGGUGAGUGAUGGUAUUGUGGAUUUGUGGAGGAAAGGCGUAGUCAACAAUUCGAAGAAGACCAGAGAUGUAGGUAAAGGAGUUAUGGCGUUUGCGAUGGGAACAAAAGAGUUUUACGAUUUUAUCGAUGGAAAUGAGGACAUCUGUAAGUUAAACUUAUGGUUUUGGUUAUUUUUCUACAAUACUUCGUAUGUUUGAAUAGUUUUUGAGUAUUACAGUGUCGUUUAGUGUUUGGUAGCGUUGGAUACACAAAUGAUGUUGAUGUUAUUGCAACAAGUCACAAAAUGACUGGCAUUAACUCAGCAAUCGAGGUCGAUUUGGCUGGUCAAGUUGUUUCUGAUACUAUUGGCAAAUCCAUAUAUUCAGGUAGGUAUAGAAAGUUGUUUGUAAACUACGAAUGAAAACAAUUCUACAUUGUUACGUAAAACAAUAUUAACAUGAUCCAAUCAUUGACUACUGUAACCUUUCAGGUUUUGGUGGUCAAGUAGACUUUGUAUACGGCUCUGCCAAUUGUAAAGAUGGCAAAGGGAAGUCGAUCAUUGCCAUAACUGCACGAACAGAGAAAGGAGUCUCUAAAAUAGUACCGUACAUUAAAAAGGGUGCUGGGGUUGUGUCAACUCGUGCACAUUUACGGUAUUUGGUGACAGAAUACGGUAUCGCUGACAUUUGGGGUCGUAGCAAUUUGCAUAGAGCUUAUGAAUUGAUUCGGGUAUCUCAUCCAGAAGAUCGUGAGCGGCUGGAAAAGGAAGCGUUUGAAAGAUUCGGAGCAAUGCCAAGGAGGGAUAUUUGA